Stylonychia lemnae is the source of this 1332-nucleotide messenger RNA. The record is from the annotation of a GenBank genome assembly. NCBI's taxonomy places the organism in Eukaryota, Ciliophora, Spirotrichea, Sporadotrichida, Oxytrichidae.
AUGGAUAAAAAUUUUGAGAUCGAAAAUGAAUUGAGUCUUAUUGAUCAAGAAACUAGGGAUGACUAAGAAUGUUAACAGCUAUUAUCAAAGUUUGAAUAGUCAUCACUUGAAGAGGAUAUAGCCAAAUAAAAUUAUAGGUAGAUGACACGAACGCAGUGGUAUCUAAGUCUCUACAAAACAUACGAUCCUACUUUCAUAAAUGUUAUGACUCUCUCAUAUUUCAUACAAGGCUUCAAAACAUUUAUUGACUUAUCCGUUCUCGAUUUAUUCAAAUCAUAUUUGCAUCUCUAACCAGCUGAAAUGCAAAUUCUUACUUCGAUUAUCAACAUUCCGUGGAGUAUUAAGGUUGUGUAUGGAAUGAUUGCAGAUAAUUUACCAUUAUUCGGAUCUAAAAGAAAAAAUUAUAUAGCUUUAAAUGGUUUACUCUAAUUCAUAGUUCUUCUCCCACUUAUCCCAGAAUGGAUUAAUAACAAAUAUAUUAUAACUUUCUUUUUGACAUUCUUUGCUGUAAAUAUAGCAUUUAAUGACGCCAUGAUCGAUGCUCUUAUGGUUAUGUAAGCAAGAAAGGAUCCUUUUUACGGUUCUUAAAAUUUAAACAGCUUCACAUGGACUUGGCUAUCAAUUGGAGGCAUCACUGGAUCAAUCAGUGCAGGAUUCCUAACUUAGUAUCUCAAUCCUCAUAUCAGCUUUACUAUUUGUGGAAUAUUGGGAUUAAUGAUUAUGACUCUAUCAAUAAUGAUGAAUAAAACUGUUGAAUAAGAAAAUUAAGGUUAAUAAAAGCCUGCAAACAUGAAGGACUUCAAAAAGAAUAUUGUGAGAAUCAAAGAAGCAUUGGCUACUCCUCAAAUCUAUAAAACAUUAGCUUACUUUAUACUUUGUGGCACUUUACAUGCUUACACUCCUGUAAUAUAUAAGUUUACUAAUAGGAACUAUGAUUUACAACAAAUUCUUUUAAGAAUGGGAGUUUAGGACACUUCUUCAGCUAAGUCAGUUAUUUUGUUUAUUUGGCGCAGUUUGCUUCCAACAGUAGUUAUCUUCACUUAAAUCACUCCACAUCAUAUUGAGGCAACUAUUUUUGCAACUCUCACAGGUGCUUUUAAUUUCAGUCAAAGUGUUGGAGCACCCUUACUCGGAUCAGUAUUUUGCAAAAUAGUUGGUGUAACUUCAGAUGAUUUAAGCGGAUAUUCUAAACUUCUCCUUAUAUAAAUCGCGGCUAUAUGCUUGACGUUCUUUUAUAUUAAUUUAGUACCAACUAGAAAAGAAAUUGAUGAAGCAUAGAAGAGAGAAAAGGAGAAAUUCGAAAAUGAAACAAAGGAGAUGAUUAUUGAGUGA